AUGGCACCAACCUUGAAAGAUAUGAUUCAACGUCAAGGGCAAUUGGCAAAAUUGUUAGAAGAACAUUUGACCAAUUAUGCCAAGGAACCGCAAGAUCGGCGUAACAACCCAGAUCGUGUAGCAUCUUGGAUCCCAAAAAUAAAUGAUUAUUGGGGAGAGUUUCGCGCCAAUCAUGACGAAUUGUCAAAAUUCACAAAUAUCGAUUUGGGGCAAACUAGCACCAACGAUUUGCUCGGUAAUAUUAUACCAACCGUACCACCAAGUAGUAAUUCGACCAGAAUCGAAAUUAAUAAUGAUGUCGACCUUAAUCUAAGUGAUCGUGAAUUCAUUAAUCGAUUUGUCACUAAAGAAAAAUUGUUCGAAUGUCGGUUACAAACAAUGGAAGAAUUGGUAAACCAAGGUAGAACGGAAGAAGCCCAUGAGAUUGUCUCGUGCAUAAAGGAAAAAUGGAUUGAAAUCGCUGACGAAUUAGAAUCAGUUUGCGCGAUCGUAGAUUCUGCCGGAACAUAUAUGGACAUCUUCUGUAACAUCGAGAAGAGGUCAUUGAAUGAUGUUCAAAAAAUGCAGUAUUUAAAAACAAAUCUAACGGGCACAGCCCUAAGAGCAAUUCAACGGCCAGAUUUAGUUGGAAAUGAAAAUUUCCACGUGGCAUGGAAAAUUCUACAAAAUAGAUUUGAAAAUAAGAGAGAAAUAAUGCAUAUGGCACUCGACGGUUUGAUGGAUCAGCCAAAAAUAACAAACGCGUCAGCAGAACAGCUGCAACAAUUAAUGGAUAAUAGCCAAGAGUACAUAGCAUUAUUGAAAGAUAUGACGAAAGAACAAUGUAUUUUGCAUAUCUUAAGCAAAAAACUGGAUGAAACGAGCCUCGAAUUAUACGAGUCAUCCAUAACUAAUACGACGGAGCCGCAAGAUCUAGAAGAUUUCAUGAAAUUUUUGGAACAAAGAGCAAAAGUGCUCCAAAAGGUAAAAAGAGAAAAUCAAAAAUAUAAAGGACACUCGAGCCAAUCAUGUUUGACGAAUCUAAAAUGUAAGGAGUGUGAGAGACGGCACAGCACUUUACUACACAUAUCCAAAGCAGAGUCAACAGAUACAAAACCAAAACCAUCAGUUUCCGGAAAUAAUUCAAAAGGAAAACCACCGCAGAAGAAAUCGUUUGUAUGCGUAGCCGACGAAUCCGAUGAAGAAACUGUAUCAUGCAUCGCAUCAAAACAACAGAAAGGAUCCAAGGUAUUAUUGGCUACAGCACAAAUUCGAUUGAAGACAGCAAAUGGAUGGUCAGAAGAAAUAUGCGCCCUGAUUGAUCAAGGUUCGAUGGCCACAUUUUUAACAGAAAAGAUCGUGAAAGAUUUAAAAUUGAAUCGAAUGAAAAACGAUAUUUCGGUGUCCGGAAUCGGAGGAAUAAAGACAGAAAAAUCAUUGGGAAGUGUUGACAUUGAAUUUACAGCUCGAUACCCGACAAGCUUCGUGGGAAGAACCAGAGCAAUUAUCUUAGGUAAGUUAACGUCGUUAGCACCGAUUGCACAGGCUAAAGCAAAAAUUGAACAGUGUCAUGAAUUUGGCGAACUAGUUUUAGCCGAUCCUGAUUUGAACAAGGUGUUCAAAAUUGACGCAAUUUUGGGAGCUGAUGUCUUUGCAGCAAUUCUACUUCAAGGAGUAAUUAAAGCAGAAUCAAUGGAGCUGGUCGCUCAAGAAACACAACUAGGAUGGAUUCUUUCAGGCGUCAUCGAGAGAGCAUCGAACGCGGAUUCAAGCACGGUAAGUCUCAUCACUACAAUCGAAGAAUUAAAUGAAAACAUGAAAAAAUUCUGGGAAAGUGAGGAAAUAGGUGAGCAAAGCAUGCUUUCUGAAGAAGAAACAUAUUGCUUAUCACAUUACGAAGAAAAUACGGUGAGAAACGAAGAGGGAAGAUUCAUUGUGACCAUUCCAUUUCGUGAAAAUAUCACUGACCUGGGAAAUUCGCGAAGAAGCGCACUAGCUCAACUCUUACAUCAAGAAAGAAAAUUUGCUCGUGAACCAGAGCUACACGAACAAUACAUAGCCUUUAUGAGAGAAUAUAUCGAAAUGGGUCAUAUGAUUGAAUGCGAAGAUGUAGACAUAGAAAAUGGCUAUUAUUUUCCACACCAUGCAGUAUUUAAACAAAGUACAACAACGAAAGUACGUGUUGUUUUCGACGGAAGUCGUAAGACAAGCACAGGUGUUUCGCUGAAUGAUUGCCUAAUGAUGGGCCCAAAAAUUCAGGAUGACUUAUUCGAUAUAAUUCUCAGAUUUCGUUUACGAAGAAUAGCUUUUACAGCCGAUAUUGCAAAAAUGUAUCGACAAAUUCUGGUAAAUAGCGAUCAACAAGACUAUCAACGCAUUUUAUGGCGAGAAAAUCGUAGUCAAAACAUUAAAGAGUAUCGAUUAAAAACAGUCACUUACGGAACAAGCAACGCGCCAUAUUUAGCAGUAAAAACAUUAGCCACACAAGCAAAAAGGUGGGAAGAAAAGUCACCAGUAGCCGCAAGAAUGAUUCAAAGGGAUUUCUACAUGGACGAUUUAAUGAGCGGUUCGGAUAGCGUGACAGAAGCACAAGAAUUACAGCAACAGGUAACUAAAAUAUUGGCUGAUGCAGGUCUUCAACUACGAAAAUGGAGUUCGAAUAGUGAACAGCUUCUAAAUUCAAUUCCAGAAGAACACCGAGAAGGUGCUCAAACAGAUGGUGAAGCGUCAAUCGCUACACUCGGCUUAAGAUGGUAUAACAUCUCUGACGAAUUUGGAUUCAAAAUGAAUGAAUUCGGAGACGUCAAGAUACUGACGAAACGCAUUGUCUUGUCGGAAAUUACAAAAAUGUAUGAUCCUUUGGGUUUAUUGGCGCCAUUUACAAUUUUAUGCAAAAUUCUAAUGCAAAAGUUAUGGAUAGCUGAAUUGGAAUGGGACAGCCCAAUACCAAAGGAAUUAGCAGAUGAAUGGGAAGGUUAUAGGGAACAAAUUCCAAUUCUGUUAAAUUUCAAAAUAAAACGAUGGAUCAACUAUCAAUCAACCAACAAGAUCGAACUACACGGUUUUUCGGAUGCUUCGGAAUUAGCUUAUGGAGCAAAUAUUUAUGCGAAAGUAAUAACAGACGAUGCAAUUUAUUGCAAUCUGUUAACCGCAAAGACAAGAGUAGCACCUUUAUCAAAACAAAGCAUUCCCAGAUUGGAAUUAUGCGCCGCACUCUUGUUAAUAGAACUGAUGGAAAAGGUGACAAAGGCACUCAACAUCCCUAUUGCCGAAAGACAUUAUUACUCUGAUUCUCAGAUUACACUAGCUUGGAUCAAUGGUUCACCACGCAGAUGGGAAACUUAUGUUGGAAACAGAGUAGCAAAAAUCCAAAUGCAAAGCAAUAUAGAAGAUUGGCACUACGUAAAUACCAAGGAAAACCCUGCAGACAUCGCAUCAAGAGGAAUGACACCUGAAAACUUAAUUCAAGAUGAAUUGUGGUGGCAUGGACCAUGGUGGUUACGCACAGAAACCAACAAUUUUGAUUCAUCAAUAAGUUUUAAAACCACACUUGGUUUAAAAAAG
Molecule: messenger RNA, 3543 nt
Organism: Sitodiplosis mosellana (orange wheat blossom midge)
Lineage: Eukaryota; Metazoa; Arthropoda; Insecta; Diptera; Cecidomyiidae
Exons: 4
Source: RefSeq, a predicted model, not a curated record